GGAGCGCGGAGGAGGUGGAAAGAAGGGGGGCGCUGUCACGGAGACUCCGGCCGCCGGAGACCCCGCCGCAGCGAGGCCACUGGGCUCCCCGGUCGCGGAGCGUGAGCGGCGCCGACCCGGGGCGCCAAGGGGACACACCGGGCGGAGGAGGGGGCCUAUCUACCCUUCCGCAUUUUCCUGGGUCUCUCUCCCGGGCGGUGACGUGACGUGCUGACGGCGGGCCCGUGCCGGGGAGCUGGGCCGCUUUUUGUCAGCUCCGAGCUCGGCCCCUCCUCCCUCCCUCCGCCCGCCCCACCAGCCGGAGCCCGGCCCAGUGCUCCAGAGAAAGGCCGGCCUGCAGCACCCGCCACCGUCGCCGACCGCCCGCACGUCCGUCCGGAGCUGUGACUGAUGAGAAUUAAAGGCCAUGGAUGAAGAUGGACUUCAAUUACAACCACAAGAGCCACACUCAUUUUUUGAUGCAACAGGAGCUGAUGCUACACACAUGGACGGUGAUCAAAUUGUUGUGGAAGUACAAGAAACUGUUUUUGUUUCAGAUGUUGUGGAUUCAGACAUAACUGUGCAUAACUUUGUUCCUGAUGACCCAGACUCAGUUGUAAUCCAGGAUGUUAUUGAGGAUGUUGUUAUAGAAGAUGUUCAGUGCCCCGAUAUCAUGGAAGAAGCAGAUGUAUCUGAAACGGUCAUCAUUCCUGAGCAAGUUCUGGACUCAGAUGUAACUGAAGAAGUUUCUUUAGCACAUUGCACAGUCCCAGAUGAUGUUUUAGCUUCUGACAUUACUUCAGCCUCAAUGUCUAUGCCAGAACACGUCUUGACGAGUGAAUCCAUACAUGUAUCUGAUGUUGGACAUGUUGAACACGUGGUUCAUGACAGUGUAGUAGAAGCAGAAAUCGUCACCGACCCUCUGACAACGGACGUCGUUUCAGAAGAAGUAUUGGUAGCAGAUUGUGCCUCUGAAGCAGUCAUAGAUGCCAAUGGGAUCCCCGUGGACCAGCAAGAUGAUGACAAAAGCAACUGUGAGGACUACCUUAUGAUUUCCUUGGAUGAUGCUGGCAAAAUAGAACACGAUGGUUCCUCUGGAAUGACCAUGGACGCAGAGUCGGAAAUCGAUCCUUGUAAGGUGGAUGGCACUUGCCCUGAAGUCAUCAAGGUGUACAUUUUUAAAGCUGACCCUGGAGAGGAUGACUUAGGUGGCACCGUAGACAUUGUGGAGAGUGAGCCUGAGAAUGACCAUGGAGUUGAAUUACUUGAUCAGAAUAGCAGUAUUCGUGUGCCAAGGGAAAAGAUGGUUUAUAUGACUGUCAACGACUCUCAGCAAGAAGAUGAAGAUUUAAAUGUCGCGGAAAUUGCCGAUGAAGUUUAUAUGGAGGUGAUUGUAGGGGAGGAGGAUGCGGCAGCAGCGGCAGCUGCCGCCGCGGCACACGAUCAGCAGAUCGACGACAGUGAAAUCAAAACCUUCAUGCCAAUCGCAUGGGCAGCAGCUUACGGUAAUAAUUCUGAUGGAAUUGAAACCCGGAAUGGCACUGCAAGUGCCCUCUUGCACAUAGAUGAGUCUGCUGGGCUUGGCAGACUGGCUAAACAAAAACCAAAGAAAAGGAGAAGACCUGAUUCCAGGCAGUACCAAACAGCAAUAAUUAUUGGCCCUGAUGGACAUCCCUUGACUGUCUAUCCUUGCAUGAUUUGUGGGAAAAAAUUUAAGUCGAGAGGUUUUUUGAAAAGGCACAUGAAAAACCAUCCUGAACACCUUACCAAGAAGAAGUACCGCUGUACAGACUGUGAUUACACUACCAACAAGAAGAUAAGUUUACACAACCACCUGGAGAGCCACAAGCUGACCAGCAAGGCAGAGAAGGCCAUCGAAUGCGACGAGUGUGGGAAGCAUUUCUCUCAUGCUGGGGCUUUGUUUACUCACAAAAUGGUGCAUAAAGAAAAAGGAGCCAACAAAAUGCACAAGUGUAAAUUCUGUGAAUACGAGACAGCUGAACAAGGGUUAUUGAAUCGCCACCUUUUGGCGGUCCACAGCAAGAACUUUCCUCACAUUUGUGUGGAGUGUGGGAAAGGUUUUCGUCACCCGUCGGAGCUCAAAAAGCACAUGCGAAUCCAUACCGGGGAGAAGCCGUACCAGUGCCAGUACUGCGAAUAUAGGUCUGCAGACUCUUCUAACUUGAAAACGCAUGUAAAAACUAAGCAUAGUAAAGAGAUGCCAUUCAAGUGUGACAUCUGUCUUCUGACUUUCUCAGAUACCAAAGAGGUGCAGCAACAUGCUCUUAUCCACCAAGAAAGCAAAACACACCAGUGUUUGCACUGCGACCACAAGAGCUCGAACUCAAGCGAUUUGAAACGACACAUAAUUUCGGUUCAUACGAAGGACUACCCCCAUAAGUGUGACAUGUGUGAGAAAGGCUUUCACAGGCCUUCCGAACUCAAGAAACACGUGGCUGCCCACAAGGGUAAAAAAAUGCACCAGUGUCGACACUGUGACUUUAAGAUUGCGGAUCCAUUUGUUCUGAGUCGCCAUAUCCUCUCCGUUCACACAAAAGAUCUUCCAUUUAGGUGUAAGAGAUGUAGAAAGGGAUUUAGGCAACAGAAUGAGCUUAAAAAGCAUAUGAAGACCCACAGUGGCAGGAAGGUGUAUCAGUGUGAGUACUGUGAGUAUAGCACUACCGAUGCGUCCGGCUUUAAACGGCACGUCAUCUCCAUUCAUACGAAAGACUACCCUCACCGGUGCGAGUACUGCAAGAAAGGCUUCCGGAGACCUUCCGAAAAGAACCAGCACAUAAUGCGACACCAUAAAGAAGUGGGCCUGCCCUGACGAUACCGCUACAGACAUUUGUGGAGAUGUUGGCCUUGAAGCGGAAAUUUCAUUUUAAAGCCAAUCCGUCUCGUUCACAUAACAAUACUGUAUAUUGAUUUAUGCUGUGUACAAAUAGAAUUAUUGCUUCUAGUUGAGUUGGGUUUUUUUUACAUUUUGUUUAAUAGUGUGUUCUGAAUUCUAUUCAGUUUGUUUAAUAAAUGGGGGAAAGCAGCAACAAGUAAGUUGCUUUUAAUAAAGUAAUCCCUGAUUCUAUACUGAAUUUUUCUAUCUUAGAAGUUUUAUAUUUAUUUAAAUAUUUACCUUGCUUACCUUGAUGGUACUCUUCUAAGACCAUUUAACUUAAAGUUAAGGUAACUUUAGAUUGAUAACUCUGAAAAGAUUCAUGUUGACUCAUUUUUUUUUUUUGUUCCCAUAAAUUUCUCACAAUAAAAUUGUCAGAGACAUCUACUAACAUAAAUGGGAGAUUUUACAGUCAGGUCUAAUUAUCCUAACGUGGAAGUCAUUUACUUGUCUUGCUUACUAUUUUCAGACCACAUGACAAUGAAAGUUUCCAUUUGAGCUUUUGCGUCCCUGGCAUCGCUGAGGAAAGAACAGUGGCUGGGUUCGUGUUUACUUUUCAUUUUGUUUAGCAGACAAACUAUACUUCUUUGGGGGCUUUCUUUGGCGUAUUUACAUCUUUUGUCAGCAUAGCAAACUUUUAGAGAACUUCCUUGACAAAUUUUGCUUGAUGCUGUUGUAUUUUGAUUAUUCCGUCUGUGCUGCUUUGUCUUGGAAUGGUUGUGUGCUACAAAUGAGAUUAUCGAGGACUGCAUUUUGGAAUCUCCUAGAGGUAAUUCGUGGCUCGUAGGACCUUUUGCGACUUUAUAUAUGUAAAUGUACCCUGAAUUAUAUAUAUGCACAUAUAUAGAGAACAUGUAUCUGUGUGUAUUGCUUAUUUUACAUAUUUAUACACACAACCCCAGUAGUAGUUAAGAUCUAUAAUGAAAAGUAUUAAAUUUACAAUAACAUGAAAGAUGCAGGGAUGCAUGAGAGAGCAUUUUGUAAAUCAUGCUCUUCAGAGAGACUACUCAGGUGAAGAAUUAGAAGGAAAAUAAGGACACUAGUAUUUUUAAAGAGUAAAGGUAUUUUCUUUUAAAUAUCUUUGGUAAUUGAAAAAAUAGACGUUAAGAUGUUUCUAGAUAGAAUGUUUUCAUACAACUUCAGCUCCAUGCCUUUAUAUUUUUCUGAAAAGCUAAUGAAUAUCCGGACAUAACUCCCUCAGUUCUCUCUGAGAAGCCCAUGAGGGAACUCUGUGUCACCCAGUGAGGGGGAUUAAGGAAACCACAGCUCCAUGUCCCAGAGAUUGGGUGCUAAUUAUGACUUACACUGGGCGGGUCCAGCCUGCUCUUUUAUUUCUUAGUUACAGUUACCAAACAUUAAAAAACUGAACGCUCAACUUGGCUUUGGUUAGAAGAUAAAGGUGUGUUUAAGUGCGUGAGGAAAAUCUGAGGCCUUAUUUGGAACAUCACCAAGUCUUUCACAGUUUUGUCUGUCUUUGAGAGCCGACAUGUUUUAAACAAACAGUUCUGAAUCAGAGUCAGAAAUGCAUAAAAUGAACUCGGUUAAUUAGAAUUUGGUUAAGAGGGAUCUUGGAAAAUGGAAAACAGUUUUUGGGGUCCUUUAAAUUGGCUGUCAGCAUAUGAGUAUCUGGCACGUCGUAGGAGAUUGAGGAAUUUUCUUCCCACUGGAUAGCUGCCUUGCCACUUCAUUAUGGUGCUCCAUCCCCUUUGUGCUAUUAGGUUUUGGCCUUUCAUCUUUCUCUUUGCCAUUGAUAUUUGUAUUCAAGAAUUAUAUUUAUAGGGUUAGAAAUCUAAAUAUUUGGUGGUUGGCAAGCCUCUGAAAUGCUAGAUUGAUUUCGUCCAGUUGUAAAUCAAGUGCUUUAGGCUGGUAUGAACUCCAACCUGAAUGCUAGUUAAAGCCAAGGCAUGGGCCUAUCCCAGUGGGAGCUCCUGUGCCCUCUUGGCUCUCAUACAUGCUUUUUUUUUUUAAAGUAACUUACAAUUGUGUGGUUCAUUGCCCCGCAGUACUAUCCUUGAAAGCUCUGUCUGUUUUUUUGUGAGAACCUUUAAAAAUCUCCAUUUUUUUCCCCAGAAAUCAUGUAAAAGAAGACACUUAAAUGAAAGUGGAAAUUUAUUAACCUUAAAACAUGCUGUAAAAUUAGUACAGAAAAUAUAAAUAAUUGGUCAUUUAACUAUAUUUUUUUAAAUAAACUGAAAGAUAAAGAACACAACACUCUACACACUUUAUAUUUCUCUUACAUAGUCUGGAAUCAUACACAGUUAUUUUCUUUUUAAAGCACAAUAUUGAAACCUUUAAAAGGUAUUUAAGGGUUUGGUCAAGUGAAUAUGAUAAAAUGUAUUUGUGUGUAUAAAGAGAAAAUGAAAUUGUAGUCACUGUUAUGUACUGACAUUAGUUACAACCUAGUUUUAAUUCUUAAAACAAUUUUGAUUAGCAAAGCUAAAAAAAAUGGAUGUUUCAGUUAAAUGUUUUAAAGAGGUACAGAUUUUUACAAGGACAUAAUAUAAGUUAUUGUUCUGUAGAAAUAUCCUAUUAAAUAUUGUAUGUCCCUCCCUCUGUACACUUUGUAAAAAAAAAGUAAAAUACAUAAAAAGAAAAUCAUAUAGGGAUGUGUGACAUUAUUGUAAUUGUGUACUUGAGAAUAACGUGCAAAAAUAAAAAUCAGAAUAUUUUCCUGUUAAUGGAUGUUUAGUCUAUUUGAUACCAGUACUAAGUUAAUGCUUUUUCUUAAGGAAAAAAAUGUACAGUUUUUGUAAACCUAAUAAACAUCAAAAGCAGUGGAUUA
Messenger RNA from Mirounga angustirostris (Northern elephant seal), 5654 nucleotides. It is a transcript of the gene ZFX, whose product is annotated as zinc finger protein X-linked. The transcript has 8 exons. Gene Ontology annotation, cellular component: nucleus. Bases 407 to 2809 code for a protein of 800 amino acids. Gene Ontology annotation, biological process: regulation of DNA-templated transcription. Lineage: Eukaryota; Metazoa; Chordata; Mammalia; Carnivora; Phocidae. The record is from RefSeq and is a predicted model, not a curated record. Gene Ontology annotation, molecular function: DNA binding; metal ion binding.